Messenger RNA from Neltuma alba, 993 nucleotides. Its product is annotated as trihelix transcription factor ASR3-like. The record is from RefSeq and is a predicted model, not a curated record. The coding region runs from base 1 to 993 and encodes 330 amino acids. Lineage: Eukaryota; Viridiplantae; Streptophyta; Magnoliopsida; Fabales; Fabaceae. The transcript is spliced from 2 exons.
AUGGCAGACCCUCCCACCACCCCAAUUCCUCCACCGCCAAUCUUACCGGACCCUCACCGUCAAACCCUCCAUUUGCCUCUCAUUCACGGAGGGGCAGCCGCGGCCGCCGCGCCGUCCUCCUCCACCACCCCUAACACCUCCUUGAUCCGAGAAUACCGCAAGGGUAACUGGACUAUUCAGGAAACCUUGAUCCUUAUCACAGCCAAGAAGCUCGACGACGAGCGUAGGCUCAGAAGUUCCGGCUCAACCCCGCAAGAGCCCUCCAAACCCGGUGCUGCAUGUGGUUCCGGCAGAAGUAGCGGCGAGCUGCGGUGGAAGUGGGUGGAGAACUAUUGCUGGAACCAUGGCUGCUUGCGAAGCCAGAACCAAUGUAAUGACAAGUGGGAUAAUUUGCUUCGUGAUUAUAAGAAGGUUCGUGAUUACGAGUCUAGAGCCGAAGCCUCCUCCUCCGGCGACUUCCCUUCUUAUUGGACCAUCGAUAAACACCAACGAAAAGAGCGAAAUCUUCCUUCUAAUAUGAUCUUCGAAGUGUAUCAAGCCAUAAGCGAUGUGCUUCAGAGGAAGCACGCUCACAGAAGCAGCCCACAACCGCCAUUUUCACAGCCACCUCCCGUGGCAUUACUAACUUCAUCACAGCCAAAUCUCGUGACCGUAAUACCAGCACCCCCACCCCCAGAGAGGUCUGAUUCGUCGAGCACAGAGUUUUCAACUGAAGAAGAUCAGGAUUCUGAAUCAAAACGAAGGAAGAUUCGGAAUCUGGGAUCUAGCAUAAUGCGAAGUGCGUCGGUUCUGGCCAGGGCUCUUCGGAGCUGCGAAGAGAAGAAGGAAAAGCGGCACCGGGAAAUGUUGGAGUUGGAGCAACGGCGGCUUCAGAUUGAGGAACGCCGGAACGAAGUUAACCGGCAAGGAAUUGCGAACCUUGUGGCGGCGGUGACCAACCUCUCCGGUACUAUUCAAUCACUCAUUUCUGAUCGCCAUACUGGUCAAAGAUGA